Messenger RNA from Paramecium sonneborni, 2236 nucleotides. The record is from the annotation of a GenBank genome assembly. Lineage: Eukaryota; Ciliophora; Oligohymenophorea; Peniculida; Parameciidae.
AUGAAUAAAUUUGAAGACGAUUUAAAAUAUGCUUAAAAAGCUCAUGGUAAUGAAUUUUUAAAUUGGUUAUAAAUUGUCAGCUUUGAACUCAUAAAAUAAAGAGAGUAUUGCUAUGGUUAAGAGUUUUUAAAAUUCUAGCAUCAAGUAUAUGAACUAAUUUUCAAAUAAGAUGGAAUAUUAAAUAGUAGUUUUCGAACUACAUAAAUGCGAUUUGGAUCUAUAGAAGAUACACUGUUUUUUAUCAAAAUUUUGAAUAUACUUUCACCAAAUGAAUAAUCAUUCUAUUAAUCAUUACCAUCUGAAUAUCCAUAUAAUCCAGUUUAAAUUGAUAUUUUGCCUGCUCAUUUAUAAUUAUUUUUGAAGGAUCCUUCUAUUGUUAAUAUGAAUUCUCAAUUCCAAACUUUUCAAGAGAUUUUCUAAGACAAUAUUUUAGUUGAAAAAAAUCAAUUAAAAUUUUGUGUUAGCGCUUAAAUGAUGUUUUGGAUUUAUUUAUUAAAUGGAGCUGUAAAUUUUAAAGAAAGCGCUUUACAUGUAACAGAUAAUAGUUAAAAAGUUCUUGAUUGUGCUUUUAGUAAAUGCAAAAUGAAAUUUAAUACCAAAGACUUUUUACUUAAAUAACUAACUUUUAAUCCUUACUUAAUCUUGAUAAGAAGAAUUAUUGAAUAUAUGGUUAAGUAGAUUAAACCAGAUAGACCUAUUUAAAAUAAUUAAAAUAGAUAAGUUACUAUAUUUAAAUUUCAAUAAAUGAUAAUUUUACUUUAAGAAUAUUCUAUGUAUGAACAUUUAUAUGUAUAGAAAUUACUUGAUUUUAAUCUAACUAAUGAAUAAUAAAAAUUAUUUUACAAAAUCAAACCAAGUAGUGUGAUAUUAGAUACAUAAAUGAUGAUGGUAUUUCUAACCAUAUUUUUUAACAAUUUAUACGGAUAAGAUUUAGAAGCAACAUACUCAUAGUUUAAGCAUUUUAUCAAAAAUAGUGAUAUCUUUAACAAGCAAAGUCAAAUAUUUUAUUAAAAUAGAGGAUUCUUUUUUGAAUGUGGAAGAUAAAAACAAUAAAUCACUUAUCAAUAAGGAUUAUAUAAAUUUUUAUAAAAUUCAUUUGAAUUAUACCAUAACGAAAGGUAAUGCAAUUAAAUUUCCUUACUUUCACAUUUAUCUACGUAUGUUUUAUUUCUAAGAUAGUAAUUUUCUGCUUAUGAGAUUUCUAUUUACGAUUAAGUAUUGAUAUUUGAUUAAGCACUAAUUUCUUGUUUAGUAUCCUAAAAUACAAUAUUAAAUUAUCUUUCUUAACAAUAAAAUUUUUAAUAUAAAAGCAACAAUCCAAUAACUCGUUUUAUAUUAACUGAACUAUAACCUAUUUAUCAAAUACUUAAAAAUAAAUUCGGACAAUGUCCUCAAGCAAUACUAUUUAAAGAAUUUAAACCUUAGAAUUUAUUAAGAUGCUUAGAAUUAAAAUUUAAUUCACAUUUUUAUUAAAUAGACUUUCAUUUUAGAGAAUUAAAAAAAUAUAGAAAUGAAAUGAAAAAUCUAUUGAGAAUAUAUUAUCCAUUUUAUACUAAAUUAUUAAUGACAAUAUUUAAAUGCAUUAAUAAUUUAAGUUAUAUAAAUGAUUCUGAAUAUCAAGGUAUCAUGCAUCUACUUACUUUUAUAUAUUCAUAAGACUAGAAUUCCUUUUUUUGUGAUUUAUUAAAAUCUUAGAAAAAUUAACCAUUUCAAAUUCCUGCUUAUUAUGAAGUUAAGAACUUUUGUGACAUAUAUGUCAAAGAUAGUAAAGAGGAAGAAUUUUUGAUAAAACAAAAUGAAAAUGUUGAAAAAUGGAUUUAAUAAAUCAUUUGCACAUUAAUGCAAUUUUAAUAACAAAAGAACAUUAAAAAUGAUAGAAUUGUAUAAUAUUUAGGAGAGUAAUUUGAAAUUCCAAUAGCUUCAAUAAAAAUAAUUCCAAUUAAAAAUUUAAGUCCAUCAAAGAGUACUGGAAGAUUGUCUAGAAAAAAAAUGUAUAUAUAAUUAGUAUAAUUUAGUUUAAUAAAUUAAUGGAAAGCUCCUCUUAGAGAUUAUGAAUUAUAUUUCCUCUUAAUUUUGAUGUGGUAUUUUAGCAUAUGUAUAGAUAAAUUAAAAGGCUAACAAAAAAAUGAAUAUCCUUCAACCUAAUGGCCAAGAAAGCUAGCUUCACCAUUAAAUCUUUUAAUUGUGUCAAUUUUAACAUACAUUGUCAUAGCCUUAAUUUUCAUGCUCAUUUGAC